Paramacrobiotus metropolitanus is the source of this 910-nucleotide messenger RNA. RefSeq lists its product as uncharacterized. The coding region runs from base 74 to 910 and encodes 278 amino acids. The record is from RefSeq and is a predicted model, not a curated record. Lineage: Eukaryota; Metazoa; Tardigrada; Eutardigrada; Parachela; Macrobiotidae. The transcript has 4 exons.
CGAUCAAUUGCCCAGCUACGAACAGAACACUAUUUUUAGCACGAUUAAUGCGGCAGUCGCGUUGCUUAGUGGUAUGUCAACGUCUCGUGUCAUCGUUAUCGUUGUAAACGGCCUGUUGUUAUUUAACUGGGCCGCUGCAGAUCCGUGGGACCGAUUGCUCUUCGUCUUCGAAUGUGUGAACCCCUCCACCUCACCACAGGAUAUGGUUAACCAGCUUUUUGACAUGACCGGCAGAGAUUGCGAGCUGUGGAAAAUCACUGAUAUCAGCGCUGGGCUUUCUCACGUGUGUUAUAGGUGCGGCAAAAACACGAAAUUUUGCGGUGGACUCUGUAACCUGGAGGGUGGGUGCAGGUGCUGCCCGACCACGUACGCGGGAGAUAUGUGCGAGUACGAUUACUUCUCGCUGAAUCGUUUGUCGAAUACUUGCACUCCUCUUUACGAUGAAAUGAACAUGCGGGAGACGAUCGAGAGCGCAAGUGAAUCCGAGCAGAUAUACGGAAAACUUACCGACCGCCUUGGCGCUCCUCAAACGACAGGUCGACCGUUCUGUAACAACGGCGAACUGAACAUGAUUAUCCAUCCCUGCUGCGUGCCGCCGCUCAUGUUGGUUGCCGAUAAGGGAGAGUGCAUGCAAAAGGUCCUCUGUGCACAUCGUCGAGAAGCGAGUGCGGCGUUUAAAAGAACGUGGGACGACGAGACCGUUAUCGGUGACUGGAAGGGACCGCUCCAUGACGCAUGGGACAGGCUGCGCCCAUGGCCGAAACUUGUCUUGUACCGAGUGAUGGACAAACUGGCUAAGUGCAUGAAUGCGACGAACCGCGUUUCCGGUGUCAACGAGGAUAAGUGUGGUCGCUGUAAUGCACAGGAGGAAGUGUUGAAUCUGUACGAGAUGGGCAUACAAAUACAAUAA